AGUUGUCUCGCGACCGUAAAGCCCCGAAUUAUUAUUAUUAUUAUUAUUAUCCUUUCCGCCUCCCAUGAAUCACGCAGCGGAUCAGGCACAGGGACCAAGAUAAGCACACACCCCAAUGAAGGGGUGGCCGUCGGUCCCGCGAUAAAUCUGCCAGCAGGUCCCCCUCGAAGGUUUGCGACACCCCACUCUCUGUCUCUUAGAACCUCUUCUCGUUUAUUGACAAAUAUUUUCUCAGCGGGCCUCUGGCCGUUUUCUUCGAAGAUCAGGUGUCGUUGAAAUUUAAAGACCCCCGUAAAAUAGGCCGCUUCACUCGCAUAGUCGUGGCAGUCCAUGGCCUCUUUUUCCAGCUUGGGAUGUUUCAUUCAUGCCGUCUUCGAGCGACCAAAAAAUAAAUGUGAUAUCUACUCGAUUUCUUUUUCUUUUUUUUGUUCCUUUAUUUUUCGUUGUGAUGACAGUGCGAUAAGGAUCCAACGUGAUCAGCGUGGACCACGCCGGGUACAUUUUCUAAUAAAUUGAACAUACAUUGUGGUGGUAUAUGUCCCGCCGGUUCCUAUAGUCAAUUCUCGCGUGGGUUCUUCAGUGAAACGAACGUGCAGUUUUUCGUAAUCGAUGGAUAUACGAAAAACGAAUGGAAGUUACCAUCGCACGUGGGGAUAAUAUAACGCACGAUGCAUUCACGCACUCUAAAAAUGAAAAAAAAAAAAAAAGGAAGUACUACUCCCCUACAUGGCAUUUACUUCCCGUUUUUGUCUUCUGACCCGAUAUGUACUCCCCAGGACUGCAAAUAGCUCGUAGAAAUUUCCGUGUAUAUACAGUCAAGAAAGGGACAGUAGUGGCAGUGAAAAAACCAGAGCACAUAAUACAAAGAGGCGCAGCAUUAGAGUCUAUCGUUCUAGCGUUUUUGCUUUACUUUUCCCUUUUUUUUUUCUUUCGAGUGGCUCGAACAGCGCCAUUUUCUGCGGCUCAAUAAUGAGUGCGCACGGUGGGUGCAAUUUGCUGUCACUUCUCUGGCGUUGGGGGUCACUGACCCACAAUGAGACAUUGAAGCCCUGUAGGUAACCCAUGGACCUGGAACCCCUGGGGUCAACCACAGGGAUCGACUCUUGCAAGGCGUGCUCUCCCCAAAAAGCUCAUCCUCCUUUCCUCCUUUCCAGAGGCCGACCAGACUUUGUGAAAGGAACUGCUCUGCCAGCAAUAUGUAGUUCACAAUCACGGUCGGACACAGUAAGACCUCUAAUGAUGUAAACGUAAAUAUUAAGCAUGCUAAGAGACCCAAUAUGGUACAAGAUGGACGAGCAAAAGUUAAACCUACAAAGUUCCUGUUAUAGUGUACACUCGUAUUACGUAUCAUAGAAACGUACUAUGUGGAAGAUGUGUGCACCUCACGUUCAAAUCGCAGUGGUUUUAAAGCGGGUCAGAAACCACGACAUACGUCAAUGCUUUGCCGAUUCUGUCACUUACUUGCAGAAGCAUCGUUUUUGCUAUGCAAUUAUAUUUCCUCGUAUUACGCAUUCAAAUUAUAAUUACGGAGUAGUAGUUUCAAUUGUAAUUAUAGUUAUCAUCAAAAGUGAAUGUUUAGAUGUGGAUGAAAAAUCUAAAGUGGAUGUUGGGGCCAAAACAGGGACCUACAAACAAUGAAGAACCGCUUUGUUUGUGUCUUACCGUUUUUGGUGCGGCCGAUUUUUCAUGUGCGAAGACAACACUGAAAUGAACAAAACUGAACUGCUUCCAGAGGUACCGACGUGACAAGGGUGUUAUAACUGGUGCUUGAUCGUGUUUUUUUGCAUGAAACGUUACGCCGGAAUUGUAUACGCGAGAUCCCGGGAACCAGUACAAUGAUUUCAUCGUUACUCUAGAGAAAGUAUAUAUUGCAACAACGAUGAUUGACUUUUCCCACUGCCCACCUUACGUUUCCCCUAUCAGAUCCGUUUCCGUCUUUACUUUCGUGCAAGCUACUGGCCUCCUCGAAGAGCUCUAAACAGAACUCCGACCUGUCUUCGCUUCGCGCUCACCAUUAAUUCAUCCUCUCAAUUCAUCAUCUCAAUUCAUCCUCUCAAUAUUAACCUCCUUUAAGUGGGGUAGGGUCCUGUGGCUACCACGGGGAAACAUCCCAUGUCAUCGUCACUUUUCCAUCAUUUAUUGUUGUUGUUGUUGUUGUUGUUGUUCCCCCAGCCACGUACCACGUGCUCCCACAUACCAGUGCAAUGGUAACGAAGCUCACCUUGCGUGUAACAUCACGGUACCAUUAUUAUUAUUAUUAUUAUUAAGCUCAUUGAACCCAUUUAAAACGCGCUGCGAUUUAAAAUUUAUUUUCACCAACCUGCCUCUUUUGACCACGGCUUUGCAGAAAGGGGAGGGGUGAGAAACCUGAGGAUUCCUCGUGUCACCUGAGCGGUACUUUUUGCCCUCCCCUCCCGGAGGAGGUUUCACUCUCUCCCAUUCUGUGGCAUACCGUCGAGAAACCUCGGAUUCAUCGUGGUCGGAGCACGCUCAGGUGCGCGUUCACAGAAGGGAUGUCACAAGGUCUCAUCGUCGAGGAUACGUCAGAAAGCAGGAGGAGCACAGCUGCUCUGAGGCUGGGAUAGACAGGUGAUACGCAGGGAUAAGCAGCUGGGAUAAGCAGGAAGAAACGAAGAAACCAUCCCUCCAACAGCCUGAAGUAUACAAGAGGUAGAACUAAUAUAGUCUUCAAGCUCUUAAGGCUACCGUUCAUCCAGAGAGAAAGAGAGCGAAGGCCACAAUGUGCACUUCUCCAACAUGUUGAGGAGUGGCAUCAACAUCUUCCAGAACAAUGUCGGCGUGGUGAAGAUAUCUCCGUCCCCGGAGGUGGAAACUCCACCGCAGGACCUCAUGCUCAACGUCAGCAGGAAUGGCCCGCCGUGCCUGGCAUUCCAGGCAAGUCCUGGCAGACAGCGCAGAUACCAACAAGGCUUACGCAGCGCCCUCUACAAGCAACAGUCGAGCAGCUUUCCAGAAGCCAUGGCAUCUCUACCUCAUUCUCAACUGCACAGUUUUUCUCGUACCGUUUCCUGCUCUACCAUUACGCACGACACAGCUAAUUAUCCUCAGUGCCACGGAAAAGUUAGGCCCAAGAAUCCAAAGACUCAGCAGUUUAUCAUGGUGAGCUCCAUGUACUGCCAGCUGCUGGUGGUCAUAUGCGUCGUUUUCUUCACGUCGGAAGUCGUCACCUUCAGGGUACCUCUUUACUAUUUCGAGGGUUUCUACAUGUAUCUUUAUUCCGUGAGCCUUCUCUUCCUGCUUUACGUGUACAUCUACCUCCUGAGACGCUCCACGACCAGCCCUGGCUCGUACAAGAAUCCCAAAAAGAUAACAAUCUUGGAGAACCUUCGCCGCAUCGGCGAUAAAGGAUCUUCGCAGGCAACCCCCAAGGGGUUCGAAGGCGAAGGGCCCCUUCCGCCGAGGCUAAAAAAGCAACGCAUCUCCGAGAAUGAUCGAAGUCAUGGGAGCCUCUUUCUCAGGAUCGGUGCCAUAGCCUUCGGCCUUGGGACAAUGGUAUACAACGGCCUGGAAUUCGGCUCCUUCUUCGAGAUCCCUCCAACGUCACCCUGCUACAGCGUUCUCCUUGGCAUCAACCCCAUUCUUCAGAUGGUCUUCACUUUCGCGCAGAUGUACUUCAUUUUUAUGAAUGCACGCCUGAACAUUCACAAAUUCAAGGUAGUUGCCAGGUUUGGCCUCAUGCACGUCGUGGCUACCAACAUAUGCGUUUGGAUUCGAACAUUGGGGAAGGAGACGCUUCAAGAGAUCAACGAACAUCAUCUUAGGAAUGGGCGAGGGAGCACCCUCGAGGAACUCUUGCUACCUUUCAGAGGUUUAACCUCUCUUGCAGAAAAUGCGACGUCCCGUAACUUGAGCAAUCCGUGCGAGAAGCAGGACAUUAUGGGGACCAUAGUCUCAGACUCAUCUCCGUUCCUCUAUCCCUUCAUCGUCGAAUACAGCCUCAUCAGCGCCGCUGUCCUCUACGUCAUGUGGAAGAACAUCGGCAAAGAUCCCGUCUACCACGUCGAAAACUCCCAGGAAGAUGGCAUAUCCCGUACCUCUAGUCUUCAAGCCGGCUCCAAAGUCAACUGCACGGGUUCCAGCAAAGGCCUGUUCUUCGGCCUCCUCGUCCUGGUCUGCUCUACGAUCUGCCUCAUCGUGUUUUUCGUUCUUAUCCAACACCAGAGAUACAGCAUGCUCGCUAUCUACCUAUCUGAUCUCUCCCAUUGCGGUAUAAAAGUCUUAACCAUCGCAGCCAUCACGGUUGGCUUCUUCAGGAUAAGGUCUCUUCGUUUUCAUCCCGAGAGGAAGGAUCAUCUGCGAAGUAUCUUGCUCAGUGUUGCUGCAUUCGGACUGUACGUAUAUGCCAUGUUUGGCAUCAUCGCUGGAAGCCUUUUGCCAAAGGAUCACAUACCCAACCUUCUGGUUAUGGUCACCAGUAUUCUGACCAUCAUACAAGUGACAAUGCAGUCGCUAUUCAUAGCGGAUAUUACCUGCAGGAUGACUUAUCUGCCUGAGCACGAUCACAACAAACCUGGAAGGCAGGUGAUAACGUUCUUGCUUAUCGGGAACUUGACGUUGUGGAUAAUCUACACCUUUGAGAAGCAGAAAGUUGAAGCCAGCCCAGUGCAGCUCGGUUUUUACGGGUUCAUGGCGUGGACUGUCAUUAUCAGAGCGUCGCUGCCACUAAGCAUAUUUUACCGGUUUCAUUCUUCCGUUACAUUUGCGGAAGUUUGGAAGAAUUCCUAUAGGAACGUGUCGAAUUGAGCGACGGCAAAAUCUGAGACGGACAAAUAAGGACGACACCUACUUUUGGAAGUACAAGUGCCAAAGUGCGGUUUUAGAGAUUGCUUAGCCUUUUCAGGCAAUACUGACACUGAGAGUUGACGUGCUUCUCUGAUUUUUAGCCAACCAUGACCAGAGACCUGAGGACGUGCAAACCUAUGUAAGACGUUGUCUUGUUUUCGGUGUUUAGUGUACAUAUCUGGGCAGUAUUUAUUUUGUACCAUAGUGUAUCUUGUUUCGUUUCUGUGGUGUGAUGGAAAUCAGGCUAAGUGUUCUGCAAGUUUUCGUCCGUAGGUUGUAAUUGCCGGCGUUUCCAUGACAGUGGAUGCAGCGUGAUGUCAUGGCAACUCUCAAUACAUUGCCUGAAUAUGUGAACAGUAUUAACGCCAUCGAGUAGAAAUCCGGGUUGUGGUGCACCGUCGGAUGGCGUUUCUGCGUACCUGACGAAUACUACGGCUACUCAGCUAUACGGCGCCUCUGGCACGUGUGUCAUAUACUGCUUACUGGCUAGAUAUCUGUGUCGUGAUUCCGUUGUUUUGAUAGGGUGGUAUUGAAAUAAAUUAUGAUGUGGAGAGUA
Ornithodoros turicata is the source of this 5359-nucleotide messenger RNA. RefSeq names its product proton channel OtopLc-like (gene OtopLa). Gene Ontology annotation, cellular component: membrane. The coding region runs from base 2758 to 4764 and encodes 668 amino acids. Lineage: Eukaryota; Metazoa; Arthropoda; Arachnida; Ixodida; Argasidae. The record is from RefSeq and is a predicted model, not a curated record. The transcript has 9 exons. Gene Ontology annotation, molecular function: proton channel activity. Gene Ontology annotation, biological process: proton transmembrane transport.